AUGGUUGUCUUGGUGGAAAGGUUGUUGAUUCUGGAAAUUUUGGUUUUGCGAGUGUUGGGGAUUCUGGUUCGGAACUUGAGUUUGGAUUUUGCAGUUUUGAUUUUGGGAUUGGCUUUGUCGUUGUUGGUUCCUUCCUGUCCAGUUGGAUUGGUGAUCUGGGAUAUUCUUGAUCUUGCUAACUACGCCACUGUCCCUGUGAUCAAUGGCUUGACAGACUUUAACCAUCCUUGUCAAAUUAUGGCUGAUGCACUCACGAUCAUUGAACACGUUGGUCAACUUGAAGGGACAAAGGUUGUCUAUGUUGGAGAUGGGAACAAUAUUGUGCACUCCUGGCUGUUGUUGGCAUCUAUCAUUCCUUUCCACUUUGUUUGUGCCUGUCCCAGAGGCUUCGAACCUGAUGCAAGGACAGCUAAGAAAGCAAUGAAGGCUGGAGUCAGCAAAAUAGAAAUAGUUAAUGAUGUCAAAGAAGCUGUAAAGGGAGCUGAUGUUGUCUAUUCAGAUGUUUGGGCCAGCAUGGGACAGAAGGAAGAAGCUGAAUACCGUCAUACAGCUUUUCAAGGAUUCCAGGUGGACGAGAAGCUGAUGAAGAUAGCGGGUCCAAAAGCAUAUUUUAUGCAUUGUCUGCCAGCUGAGAGGGGUGUUGAGGUCACUGACGGUGUCAUUGAAGCCCCGAACUCCAUUGUCUUCCCCCAAGCUGAGAACAGGAUGCACGCGCAGAAUGCUAUAAUGCUUCAUGCCCUUGGGCUUUGAUUGCUGAACCUUCGCAUUUUAAGUAGCUUUGUUUUAAAACAAUGUUGGUUGUUGUAUCAGAGAUGAGCAA
This is a messenger RNA of Salvia hispanica, 820 nucleotides long. NCBI's taxonomy places the organism in Eukaryota, Viridiplantae, Streptophyta, Magnoliopsida, Lamiales, Lamiaceae. The record is from RefSeq and is a predicted model, not a curated record.